CCUGCCCCUCCCCCCCCAGGUCUCCGUUCUCUCCCUUCCCCCCGGGUCUGUGCUGGGACCCGGGUGCGGUUGCGGGUCUGGGCCGGAGCCGCCGGUCUUCUCCGAAGAGCGGCCGCCACCUGGGGCGAAGGUGGCUCUGGGAUAGCGAGUCGGCCUUGGGGGCGGUGGGAGGGCGGCGGGAGGAUGAGCUCCCCGGGCGCCGAGAGCGCGGCGAAGAGCCUGCAGUACCGAGUGGACCACCUGCUGAGCGCCGUGGAGAGCGAGCUGCAGGCGGGCAGCGAGAAGGGCGACCCCACGGAGCGCGAGCUGCGCGUGGGCCUGGAGGAGAGCGAGCUGUGGCUGCGCUUCAAGGAGCUCACCAACGAGAUGAUCGUCACCAAGAACGGCAGGAGGAUGUUCCCGGUGCUGAAGGUGAGCGUGUCCGGACUGGACCCCAACGCCAUGUACUCCCUCCUGCUGGACUUCGUGGCAGCGGACGGCCACCGCUGGAAGUACGUCAACGGGGAGUGGGUGCCGGGGGGCAAGCCGGAGCCGCAGGCUCCCAGCUGCGUCUACAUCCACCCCGACUCGCCCAACUUUGGGGCGCACUGGAUGAAGGCGCCGGUCUCCUUCAGCAAAGUCAAGCUCACCAACAAACUUAACGGAGGGGGUCAGAUCAUGCUGAACUCCUUGCAUAAGUACGAGCCUCGAAUCCACAUCGUGAGGGUCGGGGGCCCGCAGCGCAUGAUCACCAGCCACUGCUUCCCCGAGACCCAGUUCAUCGCAGUGACGGCGUACCAGAAUGAGGAGAUCACAGCCCUUAAAAUCAAGUACAACCCGUUCGCGAAGGCGUUCCUCGAUGCAAAGGAAAGAAGUGACCACAAAGACGUGGCGGAAGAUCCUGGAGACAGCCAGCAGUCCGGGUACUCCCAAUCAGGGGGGUGGCUCCUUCCUGGAACCAGCGCACUGUGUCCCCCAGCCACCCCCCACCCUCAGUUCGGAGGCCCCCUGCCACUUCCCUCCACACACAGCUGCGAAAGGUACCCCGCCCUGAGGAACCACCGUCCUUCCCCCUACCCCAGCCCUUACGCCCAUCGGAACAGUUCUCCAACCUAUUCCGACACCGCCCCCGCCUGCCUGCCCAUACUUCAACCCCACGACAACUGGCCCAGCCUGGGGGUGCCCGCCCACGCCAGCAUGCUCCCCGUGAGCGCCAGCGCCGGCCCCCCUGCAGGCUCCAGCCAGUACCCCAGCCUGUGGUCCGUGAGCAACGGCACGGCCCCGCCGGGUGCACAGCCCGCAGGAAUGUCCGCCGGGCUGGGGCCCCAGUUCUUCCGAGGGCCCUCCACCCAGCCUGCAGCCCUCGCCCACCCAGGCUCGGCCUCCGCCUCCUCGGGGUCCCCGCUGUACGAUGGGGCCCCCGCGGCUGCCGACGUCCCCGACAGCCAGUACGACGCGUCGGCGCAGGCCUGCCUCAUCGCCUCCUGGACCCCCGUGUCGCCGCCCUCCCUGUGAUCACGCCGCGUCUUAAAAGACGCGAUGACUUUGUUGUGGCAACCAGUGUUGAUGCCAUUGAUCUACCAGGUACAGGUGGCAGCCUCGCGGGUCAGGGGAAGGAAACGGCCCUCUUUCCCCACUGCCACCGGGAGGACGAGGACGCAUGCGCGUUGUGCUACUGCUCAGGCGGCCCCGCCCCCGUGCCCCGCCCGGGCUGCUCAGGGUCACCAAGGGGUCACCCCUGCUCAGCAGCCGGGUUCCUGCAGGUGGCUGCGUCCCUUGCGAUUGAAGGUAGAGCAGACUGCUGUGCGCCAGGAACUUUCCGUUUUCCUGGAUCGGGCGCAUCAGAAUUGUAAACUCCGCUAGAAUGGGCUCUUUGAGCAGAGGUAGCGGACUCUUGUAUUGUUAAACCCACCCCUGUUUAUGGUUUUGUUUUGACAAAGUAGCCAGACAAUCAGCGGAAGGCAGU
Molecule: messenger RNA, 1945 nt
Organism: Artibeus jamaicensis (Jamaican fruit-eating bat)
Lineage: Eukaryota; Metazoa; Chordata; Mammalia; Chiroptera; Phyllostomidae
Gene: TBXT
Product: T-box transcription factor T
Exons: 8
Coding region: 184-1494 (436 amino acids)
Biological process (GO): regulation of transcription by RNA polymerase II; positive regulation of DNA-templated transcription; mesoderm formation
Cellular component (GO): nucleus
Molecular function (GO): RNA polymerase II cis-regulatory region sequence-specific DNA binding; DNA-binding transcription factor activity, RNA polymerase II-specific
Source: RefSeq, a predicted model, not a curated record